AUGAGGUCAGAGACCAAAAACCUCCAUUCCAAAGUAGCCGAAAUCGCCCGCACCAAAGACCCCAAAAUCUGUGGGGGUUUAUUCUUCGUGGCCAACUGGAUGCGCGAUGCUUCGGGCCGCCUCUCACUUACAUCCUUCUACUACUGGGAUUUGGUCUGGCACGUCGCCAGCUUCCAAUGCCUGUACAUGGAAACCCUUGCGAUGGUUGACUGGUUCAAAACCUGGGAGGCUCGCCUCCUUGAACCUAACUGCCAGGUCUACCCCGUUGACGAGACUAUGAUGGGGGCCAUCACUGACAGUCUCGAGACGGCAGAGACUCUGUUUCGCAUUGGGGUGCCUGUUUGGCUGGCAUGUCAGGCGCAUUUCGAAGGGUUUCUUGGGCCAGAGGAUCCGAAGCCGGUUGUGACGGAGCCGCAAAGUGGCUUGUUAUCCGUAGAGCCAGGUGCAGGGCCCAGUCGAACAGACCGCGAUGUGGUUCGAGCAUCACCUUACUCAAAUACAGCUUCGUCGUCAACCAAGGCUUCAGGGAGCAUGUCAGGGGUCACAACAUGUGUCAAUCACGAGAAGUUUCGCGAGAUUGAGGAGGUCUUCAUACCCCCUCAAUCCCCGGUGUGGAAGAAGGCGCUGCAGAACGUGAAUCCCAACCCUUCCCGCAUCAAGUCCUCCAAAGAUCGCGCCCAUGGUUACCAGUUUCCCGACCCUUGGCUUUUUAUGAAGGGAACAAACCACAAGGCCUUCACGCUCGCUUGGCUGAUUUCACACAGCCAGUGGCUCCAAUCUUUCACCCCUCUCGACUACUCUCCAUCGCCCGCCCCGCAUAGUCAACACUGGCGCGAUUUCCUAUAUCAGUUCUCAAAGGAGAUGAAUCUUGUGGAUGCUUUGCAGGCCAAGGAACUUCCAACAUCGCAACCCAGUCAUAAGGGGAAAACUCCAGCAAACAGCGGUAGAAAAUCGGAUAAAUCAAAACAGAGGUACACCAUCAAGCGAGGGGAGUUGCUGAAGAAUGCUCAAACAACAUUUUUUGGACCCAGAGUUAAGGUGGGAGAACGCCCCCAUUCGAUCUUCUGGCGUGAUGUCUCUGUGAUGGAGGGGAAUACCGACCAUCUGACGCCGGCGAUCUCGGCAGAGAUUCUGUGGAAUCUUUUUGAGCAAAACUUUCGUUUGGAGCUUCGUAUGGUUGACCAGCAAGUUUUACCGGCGGAUUGGGCCUCGUGGGAAUCGGCGGCAGUGCGAGAUGAGUUGGUUCGGAGGAUUUUCCCUGAGGACGACGAUGGCUAUAUUGUUGGGAGAUUGCCAGACACCAAUGUGGGACUUGUUGCGGAGAACUGGAGGGAUCGGGCAAGGUCGGUGGAAGCUUUACGGGUGCUCAUCACAGGUUGGCCUGGUCCUGAUGUGCAUGCACUUGCAUCAAUGCCGAUGUUCGAUGGGUCUGGGAAGUUGGCAAUGACGCGUGUGGACUUUGAGCGUAUGGAGGAAAAGGCUGUUGGACUGAAAGUCUGGGGGUCAGAUAAGAGUGCCUUGUCCAUGAUCAACAUUCUGCUUCCUUCCCCCCUUCUUUCUAAGUCUUUGCCACCAGAAAAUGCUAACCUUUUUCCUGUAAACACUGCACCCAAAUCCUUGAAGGCUCAUAAAGCUGCUAAAGGAAAUCUGUACACACCAGCUGGACAUUUUGUUCAGCCCUUUAAGCCAGGGGUUUCCAAGAAAGCAGCAGACCCUUUUCAGCCACUGGCAACAACUAUUACCUUUGAAAAUGAAGGUGGUACUGUCCAGCUACCUGGCAAAAAGCAGAAACAAUUUCAGCGAUGGGAAACUGAGGUUCUUCCCAGUCUAAUGGAGCCAUAUGUCAAACUUCUACAUGAAGUGGACUCUUUGCGAGAUAUGGUGCAAGUUCGUUCUCGAAAGCGCUGUGCUGGUUGUAUUGAGAUUCUUUCCCUCUGCAAUUGCACUUCCCCAGCACUUCAACUCCUUGAGCUAGGCCCUAUCCAGGUUGUCGUUGAUACUCUGAUGAAUGAAUGCAUUGCCUCUAUUUUCAUGUUCAUGCAACUCAACUUGUUUACAUUGAAGGCCUUCCUGUGCCUCGAUUCGCUUCAACGUAGACUCGUUUGGAUAGUGCUUCACGUCCCGAAAACGCUCCAACAAACCGUUUACGAAACCGUCAACUCUUCAUGGAGGCCUUCCUGUGCCUCGAUUUCCCUCAACGUAGACUCGUUUGGAUACUACUUCAUGUCCCGAAAACGCUCCGACAAACCGUUUACGAAACCGUCAACUCUUCGUGGAGACUCUUUUGGAUACUACUUCAUGUCCCGAAAACGCUCCGACAAACCGUUUACGAAACCGUCAACUCUUCAUGGAGACUCUUUUGGAUACUACUUCAUGUCCCGAAAACGCUCCGACAAACCGUUUACGAAACCGUCAACUCUUCGUGGAGGUACGUCUGUUUGUAUUUUCGUGUUUUUGCACUUAUGCCCUACUCUACCCAAGACCUUCCUGUGGCUCGAUUUCCUUCAACGUAGAUUUGUUUCGAUACUACUACACGUCCCGAAAAUGAUCCAACAAACCGUCCAUGAAUCUGUCAUCCCUUCAUGGAGACUCAUUUGGACACUACUUCACAUCUUGAAAAUGCUCCAACAAACUGGUUAUGAAUCCGUUGACCCUUUGUGGAGUGUUUGGAAGUCCGGUCUCGUGACUGGAAAAAGACCGUAA
Laccaria bicolor S238N-H82 is the source of this 2703-nucleotide messenger RNA. RefSeq lists its product as uncharacterized. NCBI's taxonomy places the organism in Eukaryota, Fungi, Basidiomycota, Agaricomycetes, Agaricales, Hydnangiaceae. The record is from RefSeq and is a predicted model, not a curated record. Bases 1 to 2703 code for a protein of 900 amino acids. The transcript is spliced from 15 exons.